AUGGAUAAUACCGAAAACAUAAAACUCUUUUUAAAGUCACUAGAUCUGUCAAUUUUACAGUAUGAGCCCACCUUGGAGUUAUUACUAUCGAAGUCGCUAGACGAGCAUCUCGCACAACAAGAAACUGCUAAAGACAAGAUCCAAUUUUUAAACAAUUUCCAAUAUGUGCUAGUAUCAACAAUAUUUUCAUAUCUUAAAACUAUUGGUGUAAACACUGACGAGCAUCCUAUAAAGAACGAGUUGGCACGUGUGAAGAACUUCAUGAUGCGAGCCAAAAAACUAGAUCAAAAUUUAGAUGAUGAAAUGAAGCAGAAGGAAGAAGAUGAAAAGAGAAAAGCCAAAGAGUUUAUAACGCAAACAUUGGGGAUGAAGAACGGUGCUGAAAGUACAUUGACCGACACGCGACCUGCAAUAAGCACGAAAAGCUUCCAAGGAACACAUACAAAAUUUGAUAACGAGGAAGAAACCAGGGAUGGCACGACAAGGAAAGAACAAUCAAACAAAGGUAUCACCAGUGAUAGUCUGCUGGCUGCAAAAUACACCAAAACAAAUGAUACUACAAAGACUGUAAAUAGCAAGAAGGUAUCGAAUCGAAAACCGUCGGGAACAACAAAGAGCAAAGACACCAAGAGUAAGUCGAAAACCCCUGGAAGAGUGUCUAAACCAAAGUCAAAAAAAUAA
Messenger RNA from Lodderomyces elongisporus, 681 nucleotides. RefSeq lists its product as uncharacterized. Bases 1 to 681 code for a protein of 226 amino acids. The record is from RefSeq and is a predicted model, not a curated record. Gene Ontology annotation, molecular function: DNA binding; RNA binding. NCBI's taxonomy places the organism in Eukaryota, Fungi, Ascomycota, Pichiomycetes, Serinales, Debaryomycetaceae. Gene Ontology annotation, biological process: maturation of 5.8S rRNA; regulation of gene expression. Gene Ontology annotation, cellular component: nucleolus; exosome (RNase complex). The transcript has a single exon.